Messenger RNA from Portunus trituberculatus (swimming crab), 3254 nucleotides. RefSeq names its product myb-like protein V. Lineage: Eukaryota; Metazoa; Arthropoda; Malacostraca; Decapoda; Portunidae. The transcript is spliced from 3 exons. Bases 30 to 1304 code for a protein of 424 amino acids. The record is from RefSeq and is a predicted model, not a curated record.
UUCCUUUCCCUCUCUCCUUCAUCCCAGACAUGUGUGCAAGACAGCUGGUGAUGUGGGCGGUGGUGAUGGUGAUGGCGAUGGUGAUGGUGGAGACAGCUGAGGCUAAGACGCUGGUGGAGUGGAUGGAGGAUCCGGAGGUGGAUGAUUACGGUAAUGAUAAUGAGGGUGAGAUUUGGAACCGAGGCAUCACGAAGGAGUGGAAUGAUAAUGAUGAUGAAGUGAUAGACAGUGAUGAUGACAGUGGGGAAAGUUACAGUGACGAAUAUAAUGAGAUAAUGACCUACAGAGACAUAGACAGUGACAGUGAGAUGAGUUACAGUAUGCAAGACAAUGACGAUGAUAGUGACCCUUAUAGUAAUACAGACAAAGAUAAUGACGGUGACAAGAAAGAGGAUGACAACAGUAAGACUCUUAAUGCAGACACAGAUGACAACAGUGACAUAAAUAACCACGAGAAAAAGAUGAUUGGCAGCAGUGAAAUUAAAGAGCAUGAGCAGAAGAAAGAGGAGCAAGAGGAGGAGAUGAAGGAAGAAAACGAAGAAGACAAAAAGAGACUCCCUUUAGUCUUUAUAGAAACAGUUUACUCACUCCCGAGCGCCACACACUCCAGCAAGCCUCGAUUUCUUGGCUAUCACAAGUAUUCAUUAAAGCGAAGGAUCAAAGUCUUCAUGUACACAUUCACUGACACUCAUACACCCACCAGUAAAUCAUCCGUGACACCCGAAACACCCCUGCCACUCCUUCCACUUCCCAAAAACCAUGUAUCCCAGUCACCCACAAUACCCAUACCCAGACCCGGUACCCUACCACCACCACCACCACCACAACUACCACUGAAUCAUCCACUGUCACUCACUCCACCAUUAUCAACGACUAAUAUCUCAGAGGAAUUUGAACCCAUAAAAGUCACAUUAUCUCAUGCUGAACCACAACAACCGUCUCUCCCGAUCAAAACCUCCACUGCACAAAGAAAGGAGGCCGGAAAAGUACACAGAAGGAAGAAAAAUGUGAAGAUAGACAAGGAUGAUCAUAAACGCAAACAAACACCCGCGUUCUUGUCAAACACAGGUCCAAACCAUCUGCACUUAUCCAGCCUCAAAAUAAGGAUUCUCCUGUGCCUCUGCUUGUGCCUGAAACGAAAAAAAAGAUGGCGCUUCAAACGGAAAAGAAGAAGAGGAGACAGAAGAGAAGCAUUCGAUACAAUGAAAGCGAGGAAGAAGAUGAUGAAACGAAGAAUGGUGCCAAAAAGUAUAAAAAGAGUAAAAGGAAGCAUAACAAACACACGGAGAAAAAGAAGCACAUGAAGAAGAAAGAUCCAGAAAGUUACUCAGAAGAAAGUAAAGACAAAAAGCAACGAGGGCAAGCGACAAGAAGCAAAGGAAAUUCAAGAUCCAAAUAUUUAUUAGCAGAAGUAAAGCCUCAGAGAUUCCAAACCGAAAAAGUUAAGCCAAAGAACACAAACUCCCCGCAACACAGAGAAAAUUAUGAAGUCGACGAAUUUUCAAGAGAUGUGUCAGAGCACCAUUUGAAUCGCCCACAUAAGAAGAGAGGUAAAUCAAGCCACACCUGGAAUAAAAAGACCCGAGGCACUACUGACGAUGCGGAGACUAGCAGAAAAACGAAACAGGAGGAAGAGAUGUUAGCGGCGGUGAAUGAAAUAUACAACCCAUCACCUCUUAAAUACGUGGAUGAUGAAAGUUUGUUGGCAGGUGACAAUGAUAGUGCGAUGAUGGAAGAUGAUGAAAAGGGUGAAAAAUAUAAUACUUCGGGUGAUAGUAAAGGUGAGAAAGAAAGUAAAAAGAGUGACAAUGAUACUGCCGCCGCUAACGAAAAAGGAGUCAAUACUGAUGAAAAAUAUGAGUAUGAUUAUGAGUACUAUGAUUCAGAUACCGCGGGGAAAACUCAGGACAAAGAAAGAAGUAUUGAAAACGACGAGAGAGAUAAAGAAAAACAGAACUAUGAGAGCGCUUCGGUGGAUGAAGAAAAAGAAGAUAAAGAGAAGAAAGGCGCAGGCUACAAGUAUAAAUAUGAAAACGAAGAUGCAGAAAUUACUGAAGAAGGAGGAAAAGGAGGACGUGAAGGACGAGAGAGAAGUGAAGAAAGACGAUAUAGAGGAUGCUGACACUGAUGCAGGAUCUAAUCAGGGACAGAAAGACGAAGAAAAAGACCAAUUACAUUACUAUCAACACUACUUCGACAAUAGAAAACGAAAUGAUAAAGUGAAUGGCGUGCCUACUGACGCUGGAGUUACUGAAAGCGAAGCAGGAGCAGUAGAAGCAACAGCAAAUGGUAGACGAACAUACCAACGAACACCCACGCCUGUAACACGCGCAUGGCAGAGUAACCCAACUUUUCCACUGCCAUCUCUUAUUAGUAACACUCGUGGAACACCUGGCAGCGAUACACCUGAAGCUAAUCAGCACCAAGGGCAACAAAUCUCGCCACACCUAGACCCAUUCACGGCCAGGGCUGUGAAGAGUGUCCUGAGGAGACUUAGAUCUGGAGUAAUGCCGAAUUUAGGUCCAGAAAUGGGAGCAGAAAUGUGGCCAAAUAGGCAAAUCAAACCGGCUGUGCUCUCAGGUAUAUAUCCGGGAAUGCUGCCCCAAAUAAAACAAACACAGUGGCAGGUACAGUGCCAGAAAUGGGAUUAGGAAAAAGGUCAAGUAUAAGGACGGAUAUAGUGCCAAGUAUCUACUCUCAAGCGAUAUUAGCCAUGCUGGAGGGAAUGGCACAGGGAAAAGUGCCGUAUAUGAGAGCAAGUGUGGGGUAUGUGCCACAAGGAAUAGGGCCAGGAAUGCGUCAGUUAGGGCUUGGUAUGGGGCAGGGAUGGCAAGGGUGGAGGCAGCAGUGGGCAGUGCCAGUGGGGUGGACGAGGGUGGGACAGACAGCAGCAUGGCCAUACCCUUCUAGUGAAUGGUGGCCACGGAUGGUGAGUGUGAAGAGACAAGGGACGAAGUGCUGCGGUGGACAGAUGAAGGGCUGAGGUAGACAGAUAGAAAGACACGCAGACAGACAUACACACACAGACACACACAUGCAGGUAGCAUGAUACAUAAAAAAGAGAGACACACUCGUAUGAAGAGCUAAACAGAUAGACUUAUAAAACCAACACAUAGACAGACAAAUUCUCAGACUGGUGGACAGAUAGAUAGACAGAUAAGCAAGUAAACAUGCAGACAUAUAGAUACAUAGACAGAUGGACAAAUAGACAGACGGGUAAGCUGAUAAGCAAACGGAUACAUAUAAAAAUAAAA